This is a messenger RNA of Tupaia belangeri chinensis (Chinese tree shrew), 3087 nucleotides long. RefSeq names its product colony stimulating factor 3 receptor (gene CSF3R). Gene Ontology annotation, cellular component: external side of plasma membrane; membrane; signaling receptor complex. Lineage: Eukaryota; Metazoa; Chordata; Mammalia; Scandentia; Tupaiidae. Bases 283 to 2805 code for a protein of 840 amino acids. Gene Ontology annotation, biological process: cytokine-mediated signaling pathway. The record is from RefSeq and is a predicted model, not a curated record. Gene Ontology annotation, molecular function: cytokine receptor activity; cytokine binding. The transcript is spliced from 18 exons.
GAGGAGGUGAGAAGAGGAGGCCUGUGCCUGCUCCGGGGGCUGAGUGCCUUCAUCCCGCGACGGCUCCAGGACGUAAGUGCUGCUGUCAUCCCUCUCCCACAGAUGGGGACGCCGAGGCUCAGGACGUAACUUGCCCAAGGCCACAAAGCUGGGAGCAUCCCAGAUGCCCUCGGCUUGGCUGGCCCAGGACACCCUGCCUGUACUCCUGCUGUGCAACCUGGACAACCCGAGAGGCUCGCCUUGACCAAGGGGGCAGCGGCUGGUGAGCACCAAGCUGGCAAGAUGGCAGGGCGGGGAACCCGGGGCCUGACCAGGGCUGUUCUGAUCAUCCUGCUGCUUCCCGGAAGCCUGGAGGAGUGCGGGCACAUCAGCCUCCCCAUCCCCAUCGUCCGCCUGGGAGAUCCCAUCACAGCCUCCUGCACCGUCAGCCGGAACUGCAACCACCAGGGCCUGAAGCCACAGAUUCAGUGGAAACUGGGAGCAGAACUGCAGCCCGGGGGGAAGCAGCAGGGCCUGCCCGAUGGGACCCAGACAUCUACCAUCACCCUGCCCCACCUCAACCACACUCAGGCCUUUCUCUCCUGCUGCCUGUACUGGGGCGACAGCCUGCAGAUCCUGGACCAGGCUGAGCUGCGGGCAGGCUACCCUCCCGCCAUACCCGACAACCUGACGUGCCUCAUGAACCUCACGACUAACAGCCUCACCUGCCAGUGGGAGCCAGGACCAGAAACCCACCUGCCUACCAACUUCACCCUAAAGAGCUUCAGGAGCCGGGACAAUUGUCAGACCCAGGAGGACGCCAUCCCGGACUGCGUGCCCGAGGGCGGGCAGAGCCGCUGCUCCAUCCCACGCAAACACCUGCUGCUGUACCAGAACAUGGGCGUCUGGGUGCAGGCAGAGAACGCACUGGGGACCAGCGUGUCCGCACAGCUGUGCCUGGAGCCCAUGGACGUUGUGAAACUGGAGCCCCCCAGGCUGUGGGCCCUGGACCCACGCCAGGAGCCGAGCCCACCCCAACCAGGCUGCCUGUGGCUCGGCUGGGAGCCGUGGAAGCAGAGCUUGUAUGUGGAACAGAAGUGUGAGCUGCGUCACCAGCCGCGGCUUGGAGAGGCCAGCUGGGUGCUGGUGGAACCCCUGCCCUCCAAGACCCUCGAGUAUGAGCUCUGCGGGCUCCUCCCAGCCACAGUCUACACCCUGCAGAUGCGCUGCACCCGCUGGCCCCUGCCCGGUUACUGGAGCAACUGGAGCCCCAGCCUGGAGCUGAGGACCACUGAACAGGCCCCCAAUGUCAGACUGGAUGUGUGGUGGCAGCAGAGGCAGCUGGACCCCAGGAUAGUGGACGUGCAGCUGUUCUGGAAGCCAGUGCCCCUGAAGGAAGCCGGUGGGCAGAGCCAAGGGUACCUGGUCUCCAGAAGCCCCUCAGGCCAGCCUGGGCCAGACCCGCCCCUCUGCAACACCACGGAGCUAAGCUGCAGCUUCCACCUGCCUCGGGGAGUCCGGGAGGUGGCCCUUGUGGCCUAUAACACAGCAGGGACCUCUAGUCCCACCCCCGUGGUCUUCUGGGAGAGUACAGGCCCAGCUGUCGUCGGACUCCAUGCCACGGCCCCAGAUGCUCACAGCCUCUGGGUGGGCUGGGAGCCCCCCAGCCCUCUGCCUCAGGCCUAUGUGAUUGAGUGGGGCCUGGGUCCCCCCCGCCCCAGCAGCACCAACAGGACAUGGAGGAUGGAGCGGAAUGGGAGCAUCACAGGAGUGCUGCUGCGGGAGAACAUCAGGCCCUUUCAGCUCUACGAGAUCACAGUGACGCCCCUGUAUCAGGCCGCGGUGGGCCCCUCCCAGCACGUCUACACCUACUCCCAAGAGACAGCCCCUUUGCGCGCUCCAGAGCUGCAUCUGAGACACAUUGGCAAGACCUGGGCACAGCUGGAGUGGGUGCCCAAGCCCCCCGAGCUGGGAAGGAGCCCCUUUACCCACUACACCAUCUUCUGGACAAACGCACAGAACCAGGCUUUCUCCACCCUCCUGAACGCCUCCAGCAGCGGCUUCGUCCUCCAUGGCCUGGAGCCUGCCAGUUUGUACCACGUCCAUCUCAUGGCCGUCAGCCGGGCCGGGACCACCAACAGUACAGGCCUCACCCUGAUGACCUUGGCCCUAGAGCAGUCUGAGCUCCACACCCUCCUGGGCCUGUCCGGCUUCCUGCUCUUGCUCAUUGGCCUGUGUGGGACAGCCUGGGUCUGCUGCAGCCCCAGCAGGAAGAAUCCCCUCUGGCCCAGUGUUCCAGACCCAGCCCACAGCAGCCUGGGCUCCUGGGUUCCCACCAUCAUGGCGGAGGAGACCUUCCAGCUGCCCAGCCUGCGGGACCCUGGCAUGCCACCCAUCACCAAGGUCAUGGUGCUGGAGGAGGAGGAGAAGAAGCCAGGGCCCUGGGACUCCAGCGACAGCUCAGAGUUCUGUGGUCUCCCCACUUUGGUCCAGGCCUAUGUGCUCCAGGGGGACCCAAGAGCAGCUCUCCCCCUGCAGCCCCAGCCCCAUACCAGUGACCAAGUCCUUUAUGGGCAGGUGCUGGGCAGCCCCACAUGCCCAGGGCCAGGGAGCUACCUCCGCUGCGACUCUACCCAGCCCCUCCUGGAGGGCCUCACCCCCAGCCCCAAGUCCUAUGAGAACCUCUGGUUCCACGCCAGCCCCCUGGGGUCCCCAGUACCUUCAGCUCCAAGCCAGGGGGAAGACUGUGUCUUUGGACCUCUGCUUGACUUUCCUCUCCUACAGGGGCUCCGGGUCCAUGGGGUGGAGGGGGCGGGGGGGUUCUAGGGCUUCCUGGGACUCCAUACCUGGGCCUGCCCCUUAGAAGACCUGCGCUAGCCAGAGAGGAGGGGAUCAGUAUGCCAGUCACUGAAAACUUCCCCAGCCCCAGGAGAGGCAGAAAAGCACCCAGUCUCCCCCACACCCCACUUCCACACCCUUCCUCAUCCCUGCAUCCUUCCCCUCUCCCAGUCGCGACUGCUGGGCCUCCAGGUGAUCAGCCAGUCAGCCCCGCCAGGCUGGGUGCUUGUUUUCUGUAAGCCCCUUCUCCUAAACUAGUUUCCGGUUUGA